This is a messenger RNA of Dichomitus squalens LYAD-421 SS1, 429 nucleotides long. RefSeq lists its product as uncharacterized. The transcript has a single exon. Lineage: Eukaryota; Fungi; Basidiomycota; Agaricomycetes; Polyporales; Polyporaceae. The annotation marks the transcript as partial. The record is from RefSeq and is a predicted model, not a curated record.
CGAUCCGUCUUCCUCGCCGGCUCCAUCGAGCAAGGCAAAGCCGUGCCCUGGCAGGCGGAUAUGAUCCACCAGCUCUCGCACAUCGAGUGCACGAUCUUCAACCCGCGGCGAGACGACUGGGACCCGAAUUGGGAGCAGCGGAAGAGCAACCCGCUGUUCAAGGAGCAGGUCGACUGGGAGCUGGACUGCCAGGAGCGCGCGGACGUGAUCGCGAUGAACUUCGACCCGAAGACGACGAGCCCGAUCACGCUGCUCGAGCUCGGGCUGUUCGCGGACGCGCGGGCGGCCGAGGGCAAGAAGCUCGUCGUCUGCUGCCCGGACGGGUACUUUCGGAAGGGGAACGUGGAGAUCGUGUGCGACAGAUAUGGGAUCGAGAUGGUCGAGAGCUUUGAGACGCUGGUGAAGAGGGUGCAGGAGAGAUUGGCCGAG